CUCAAUCAAGAAAUUGUGUAAUUCGAGUUGUGACUGACCAUGAGAAGCCAAACAAAGGUAGGCUUUUUUAUACUUGUGAUCACUGUGGGUUUUUUCUUUGGUGCCAUCCACUGAAGGCUGAAUUUCGAGGUGAGCCACUGCCAAUUGAUAGCUCUGUAAUGGGUCGACAUUUACUAUUUGUGUAAUCUGAAUAAAACAGCACCACCAUCUCUGCCAUAAUUUACUACUCCGGUGACCCUACUAACGACAAAGAAAGUCAUUAACUCAUUAUGGCGGUAUGGGAGGAGCGAGCAAUGACGAAAAAACAGGUGGCGGUGAAGGAAUCAAAGGAUUGUUCGUUGCCCUGCUCCGAUCCAGAUCUUGAUGAUGAUGAUGAUGAUGCCGCUCUUGGAUGCUUCUGGGCGGCGAUGGGGAACUCACGCUGUGAACCUUCUGGGCAACGAAGAGGAUGGGAAAAGAUGACAAAGAAAGGAGAGAAAUGAGGAAGAAGAUGGGAAAUUAGUGCGUGGAAAGAGAAAAAAAGGAAGUGGGGGGGUUAGUGAGGGAGGAGGGGGGAGUAUAUGCUGUUCAAUUGGGGUACACCAAGUGGUGUCCUAGCGGGACUGAUAGAUUAUUAUUGAUCUUUACAUCACAAGAGAUCAAAAAGUACAAACCCAAAUGUCAACUCAAAUGUAGACAAUGCAUGAGAGAUGUCCCCAAACCCAAGUCCAUAUACCCCAUGUACGUGCCCCAUUUAUAUUAUAUACUCCCUCCGUCUCAUAAAAAAAUUCUCAUUUUGACCAUAAAUAGUCAAACAGUUA
Cuscuta campestris is the source of this 800-nucleotide messenger RNA. NCBI's taxonomy places the organism in Eukaryota, Viridiplantae, Streptophyta, Magnoliopsida, Solanales, Convolvulaceae. The record is from the annotation of a GenBank genome assembly.